CUCGUCGUGCUGGGCAACUGAAGGUAUCGGCUAAAUUCACCGAAAAAGCAAGUUAAUUAGCAGGCUAGCAGUCCGAGCUAACAAGCAUUAACCAGACUUGUGUUUCACAGAAAGUUCAGCGAAAUCCCAAAUGCUUAAUUAUUAAAAGUCACUCGCUAAUAUUCCCACUCAGAUCACUUAACUCUUCCAGGCAAUACAGUUGGUAACGUGAUUAUAGUAUGUAUGAGGUAAAAUAUCAACAACAGAGUUCAUAGCGCCCCGCUGCACGCAACAGUCUGAUUAUCUGGCAAUCCUUUGAAUCCAGAAGAAGAAAAAUAUUAGGGAACGGGGUUUAAUGGAUCAUUUGUUGUAAUAUGCUCGUUUGUUUUAGCUAGCUAGGUCGUAUAUCUGUCUAACAUUAAUAUCUCACGAUGUUAACUGAAAAUGACAAGGAUUCCUGUUUUGUUUCCAGGCGUACUUCCAAUAACAAACAAGGGAAGACCGUACAUGUUUAGACAUGACCUGAGCUUUAUCAGAGGCUUCUUAUAAGUGUUUUUGCACGUGAUUCAGCGAAAGCCACUUUUUCGUUACGCAAUAAGAACCCACGACUUGUCUCCUCCGUGUCACAAUAUCAUGUCAAACAUUGACACAGGUGUCAAUUCGUCCACCUGACCCCUGUCACAGCGGGCCUGGGCUCUUUUGGGGAGAGGUUUACCUGCCAGAAGCGUCUGGGUGUUGCCUUAUCAGCACAGCGCACAGGGGACGGCCGGUUAUCACGAGAUCCUCAUGUAGCCUCAUGUAAAACUAGUGACACAUUUAUAACUCACGGUCACUGUAUGUGUCACUUCAGCUUGUCCUCUAGUCUUUCUGAUUGGCUUUAUCUGGGACGGUAUUUUAGUGUUUAAAGGAUUUAGGCAGCAAAUGAAACGCAUGGUACUUGGGGAAAGAGAUUAAUAAGUAAUUCCAUGGAGGCACAAAGAGGAGCAUCCACCUGUUCUGCUCUCCAUUCCCUCCCUCUUUUCCCUUUUUCCGCUCAUGAAAACUUGACUUGUAAUUUACAACAUAGCUCUAUAUGGACUGCCGCUCAUUAUAACAGUCAUUAGACCUCAAAUAUAAAGGAUAAUUGAGUUAAAAUAGUUCAAAAGAAAGCUUCAGUGGAUUAUGAAAGAUCAGCUUGGAGCUCUGGAAAGAAUAGCGUCUGGAUUUGUGAGGAGUGAGUGGAACCGUUUCUGGAUCAAGACCUCAGAACAGCUUCGUUUAUGCAGGCCAGAAUGGCACCCAAAAAUGCUGUCAACGAGCCUGUUCCAGUGUUGGAGCUGGCAGUGAUGCAGGAGAAAGAACCGAAUGGUGGACAAAUCACAGAGAAGGAGAAGGAUGUGGAGAUGUCAGAGGACUCAUCCAGUGAGGAUUCUGUGACCCUCAUUCCCAAGAGGUUAUGGGUGAUGCACGGUGCUGUCAUGUUUGGGAGGGAGUUCUGCUACGCCAUGGAGACCGCGCUUGUCACUCCUGUGCUGUUGCAGCUUGGUCUCCCGGAGCAGUAUUACAGCUUAACCUGGUUCCUCAGCCCCAUUUUGGGUUUAAUUUUCACUCCUCUUAUUGGCUCAGCAAGCGACCGUUGCACUUUGAAAUGGGGUCGGAGGAGACCCUUCAUUUUGGCACUGUGUAUAGGAUUGUUAAUAGGAUUGGCCUUAUUUCUCAACGGAUCUCUUAUAGGUCUGUCUCUGGGUGACUUCCCCAGUAAUCAGCCGGUGGGGAUUGUACUGACUGUUGUUGGUGUGGUGGUUCUGGACUUCUGUGCUGAUGCUUUGGACGGUCCAAUCAGAGCUUACCUCCUGGAUGUGGCUGAUAGCGAGGAACAGGAUGUGGCUUUAAAUAUCCAUGCUUUCUCAGCAGGGCUUGGGGGUGCUUUAGGUUACAUGCUUGGAGGACUGGACUGGACCAAUACCUUCCUGGGCCAAGCUUUUAAAGCCCAAGAGCAGGUGCUCUUUUUCUUUGCUUCCAUCAUCUUUAUCAUUUCUGCGACGCUUCAUCUUUUCAGCAUCAAAGAGCAUCUCUAUAACCCCAACCUGACAGGGGCACUGAAGGACGAGGAUGAAGAAAAACUAGCUCCUGUCCAGCCCUAUGGCAGCUUCCCAUCCACUCGUCUCUUGCCCCAGCUAGAAAUUAUUCCAGAAGAAGAGCCGUUUACCCCCCAUGAGGAUGAUCGGUCUGAGCGGGACCUUUCAACUGACUUCUUAAACAUCGACCUGGUGCGUAGUAAAAGCGACUCCGUUUUAGCCAUGCCAGAUGCAACCAUAGAGCUGGACCCAGACCUAGAUCGUGAUGGGCAGUUUCUGUGCGACAUAGAACCUAAUUUAUUCCAGGACUAUCAGGGUGUACAAGACGAUGGGGCAACGCUUGACUACUACAACACAAACCAGCUUGAUCAGUGCUCUGGCGAUCACUUACAGCAGUGUUCUAGCAAUGGAGAUCAUAUUUGCACAGCCCACAAAACUCUAAACGGAAGCUUUUCAGCUUCUGGAAAUCCAAUCAAUGGAGCAGCGAAUGCCACCAAUCAACAUGGCAAAGUUGGCUUGCGUCCAAACAAUGGCCCAAUGCGUCGCCGCACACCCUCAUUCUACCGUCAGCCCUCAUUCACUUUCUCUUAUCAUGGACGUGUGGGUUUUCAGUGGCGAAGACGCUAUGGCAAUAUGGCCGGCCCGAUUAAAUCUUCUCGAAGUCUGAAUGACCUCGAUAAAAUAACUAGACGGCACGAACGGCGGAAGCUGCAGUUUGGUGGCAUCUCUGCAUCCCGCAGGAAUGAGGAGGAUGAAGAGAGUGAGGAUGGUGAAAGUGAGACCACGGUCAAACUCCUGUGGUUGUCCAUGUUGAAGAUGCCGCCUCAGCUGUGGCGUCUGUGCGUGUGUCACCUGCUCACCUGGUUCUCAAUGAUCGCACAGGCUGUGUUCUACACUGACUUCAUGGGCCAGGUCAUCUACGGCGGAGACCCGACCGCUGCUGCAAACUCCACCGCUCUGCAUGACUACAGUAAAGGUGUGAAGAUGGGCUGCUGGGGGCUGGUGAUCUAUGCGGCUACAGCUGCACUCUGCUCAGAUGUGCUCCAGAGGAUCUUGAACAACUAUGACCUGAGCAUAAGAAUCACCUACAUGUUGGGGACUCUGGGAUUUACCGUGGGCACAGCCGUCAUGUCCAUCUUUCCAAAUGUAUAUGUAGCGAUGGUGAUGAUAAGCACCAUGGGGGUCAUCUCUAUGAGCAUGUCAUACUGCCCUUAUGCUCUGUUGGGACAAUACCAUGAGAUCAAAGAGUACAUUCACCACAGCCCUGGAAACUCACGGCGAGGCUUUGGCAUCGACUGCGCCAUCCUGACAUGUCAAGUGUACAUCUCUCAGAUCCUGGUGGCGUCUGCUCUCGGUGCAGUCGUAGAUGCGGUCGGCACGGUGAGAGUGAUUCCAAUGGUGGCAUCUGGAGGCUCUUGUCUGGCUUUCCUGGCUGCAGCGUUCCUUGUCAUCUACCCUGAUACACUCGACGACGAAGAUGACGAUGAAGACGACGAACAAGGCCCAGGGUCUGUGAAAUCAGAGGUGGCGUCCAAUAGCAGUGCAGAGCAAUUAAAAAACAAGCCAGAGACUGAAUCCUCAGUUUAGGUGUUAGAGCUAAAAAAUAAUAACACUUGAGUUUUAAAAGUACAAAUCCCAGAAUGCACAAGCACCAAGUUGGACGUUCUCUAGCAAUCAUAGACUCACAGAUAUGCUGAAUGUAAUUCUGUGGAUAUGGUACGAAAACAAACUUAUUUGAGUCAAAUAUGUAAUUUCUUGAGAUUAUUUCUCAAGCUAUUUAUUAUUUGGGGCCAAAAUCUCCAUUGUCUUCACAACAAGUUUAAAUUUCAAUUGAAGCAUUUUUGUUUACGUCACUACAGUGGAAAACAUAGUUUCACAUGCUAAUAAUCUUUUCCCGUCAUUCACAAGUCAUUUAUAUACCAGAUAUAAGUUUUUGCAUCAUUCUAGACAUGUUUUAGUGCUAAAAUACGUCUGAUUAGCAUCGUGUUUGUUUCAUCUGCCUCGAAUCAUGACAAACACUCAGGUUAAAGCUGAACGGCUGCUGCUUUCGAGCGCAUUGAUCGCUCACUUCUGUAGAUUUAACUAUGCACAAUGCCAAAAUAUAUCUAUAUUUAUAUUUUUGGUGAAGACAUUGGUUUUGAGAGUUGACUUGAUUUUAUUAGGUACACUAUUUCAAGGGAGAAGGAGCACAGAGAAAGAAGGGAUGUUGAAUAAAGGAACGGCUUUGCUGUAGAGCGAAAUGAAGAAAUGUGUUUAGCUGUCAGGGCAGUUUUUUAUUGUCUGUCAGCCUCUAUCUUAAGCAAUGACACUCCAGUAGUAACAGUAUUUCUCACAGCCAAUUUCAUAAACGUUUCUGGUACUGUUGUGUAGUUCAUAUACACAAGUUGUUUUAUUUUAUUCAAGAAGAAAGACCAAAUGUUUUCAUCGAGUUAGUCACAUGACUCCAAUGGCUGAGUGGCCACUCCUAAAUGUAGUUUAAAUACAUUGCUGGCAUCUGUAAUAGCUGUACAGAGGUCAGUGGACUGGCUCUUUUUUAUUUUUGUGUGUUUCCUGACCAAGGUGGACACUUUUUAUUUUUAAUCCUCAUUUUUUGUGGUACUGCUGUGACUUUUUUUUAGUGUUCGAACCAAAUUGAACGUUUACACUGGUUCCAGUUGAGGUUUUGAAUUCUGUUUAGUUUCCAUAUAAAGAAAGUUUUACACUCUU
This is a messenger RNA of Danio aesculapii, 4742 nucleotides long. It is a transcript of the gene slc45a4b, whose product is annotated as solute carrier family 45 member 4b. Gene Ontology annotation, biological process: transmembrane transport. Gene Ontology annotation, cellular component: membrane. Bases 1239 to 3623 code for a protein of 794 amino acids. Gene Ontology annotation, molecular function: sucrose:proton symporter activity. The transcript is spliced from 8 exons. The record is from RefSeq and is a predicted model, not a curated record. Lineage: Eukaryota; Metazoa; Chordata; Actinopteri; Cypriniformes; Danionidae.